AUGUUGCACAUUAUGCCCGUAGAUGGCGUAAAAGAUCCAGUUGAAGCGAAGAAUAGGAUCAAGCACGAUCGCCACGUAGUACCACCAGGCGUAUUUGAAGCCCAGUGUGUUUCGCAGGAAUGGAUGUUUUGCGUACGGGUCCAUCAAACUCCAGUCCAUGACAAUAUCCCAGACGCUGCAGUAGACGCCAUUGAUGGUUGCCCAGAAGAUGAACAAGACUCGCAAUCUUUCGACCUUGUUGAUACGCCACAGACUCAAGCUCAUGUAGUAGAGAAUCGUGCACAUGUACUUGCCAAAGUUGGCCAUGUGGGGGAACAGACUCCUUGUAUCGGCAUAUCUGCGAAGACAUUGGAGAGCACGCCAGAUACCUGGAAGAGUCGCAAAGAAUCCAAGCAGUCGAGAGUGUGA
Messenger RNA from Aureobasidium melanogenum CBS 110374, 408 nucleotides. RefSeq lists its product as uncharacterized. NCBI's taxonomy places the organism in Eukaryota, Fungi, Ascomycota, Dothideomycetes, Dothideales, Saccotheciaceae. The transcript has a single exon. The record is from RefSeq and is a predicted model, not a curated record. The coding region runs from base 1 to 408 and encodes 135 amino acids.